Messenger RNA from Oryzias melastigma (Indian medaka), 2704 nucleotides. It is a transcript of the gene clip3, whose product is annotated as CAP-GLY domain containing linker protein 3. Gene Ontology annotation, molecular function: microtubule plus-end binding. Gene Ontology annotation, cellular component: nucleus; cytoplasm; microtubule plus-end. Gene Ontology annotation, biological process: cytoplasmic microtubule organization. Lineage: Eukaryota; Metazoa; Chordata; Actinopteri; Beloniformes; Adrianichthyidae. The transcript is spliced from 14 exons. The coding region runs from base 134 to 1981 and encodes 615 amino acids. The record is from RefSeq and is a predicted model, not a curated record.
GGCGGGGCAGCGCGCGGGGAGGGGGGAGAGCAUCAUUGUGGGGUUCGCUGCGGAACAGAGAAGACAGACACGCGCGUCCUCCUCACGAACCCACAGCGGCUUGUUUUCAGGCCCAGCUGCAACAGCCCUGACCAUGACAAAAGAGGAGAACCUGGAGGUGCAGGAGAAGGAGAGGCACGACCACGAGGAGCAGGAGGAGGGAAGAGCCCAGAAGGAGGAGGAGGAGGCGCUCACGGAGGAGGAGGAAGACGAGGAGGAGGAAGAAGAGGAGGAGUACGAGUUAGAGGAAGAGAGGGAGGAGCAGGAGAGAGCCGAGGUGGACGAAGACGAGGCAGAUGGACAGGAAGAGGAGCGAGAGGAAGAGGAGGAGGAGCCUCCUGCUGAGCAGGAACCCGAGCCGCCGUCUGUAACUGAGUUCCAGAGUCCGGUCCACGAGCCCCGGCGCCGAGCCAUGGUGCACCCGUCUGCGCAGGCGCCACUGCCUAAGGACUACGCUUUCACCUUCUUUGACCCAAACGACCCGGCCUGUUUAGAGAUCCUCAUGGACCCUCAGACCACCAUCCCAGAGCUGUUCGCCAUCGUCCGUCAGUGGGUUCCUCAAGUCCAACACAAAAUCGACAUCAUUGGCAAAGAGAUCCUGAAGCGAGGUUGCCACGUGAACGACCGCGACGGUUUGACCGACAUGACGCUGCUUCACUACAGCUGCAAAGCUGGAGCUCAUGGAGUCGGUGACCCGGCGGCGGCUCUGCGCCUCUCCAGUCAGCUGAUCUCCCUGGGUGCCGACGUGAGUCUGAGGAGCCGCUGGACCAACAUGAACGCCCUUCACUACGCCGCGUACUUUGACGUGCCGGAGCUGAUCCGCGUUCUGCUGAAAGCAGCUAAACCCAGAGUGCUGAACUCCACAUGCAGUGACUUCCACCAUGGAACUGCUCUGCACAUCGCUGCCUGCAACCUCUGCCUAGGAGCCGUCAAAUGUCUGCUGGAGCAUGGAGCCAAUCCCACCGUCCGGAACGAUAAAGGUCAGGUUCCGGGAGAGGUAGUUCCAGACCCGAUGGACAUGAGCCUGGACAAGGCCGAAGCGGCCAUGGUGGCCAAAGAGCUGAAGCAGCUGCUGCUGGACGCCGUCCCGCUCAGCUGCAACCUGCCCAAAGCCACGCUUCCCAACUACGACAACAUCCCGGGAAACCUGAUGCUAGUUGCUUUGGGGCUGAAGCUGGGAGACCGCGUGGUGCUGGACGACAACAAGACGGGAACUUUGAGGUUCUGCGGAACAACUGAGUUCGCCAGCGGCCAGUGGGUCGGGGUGGAGCUGGACGAGCCAGAGGGAAAAAAUGAUGGCAGUGUUGGCGGCGUCCGUUACUUCAUCUGCCCUCCAAAGCUGGGCAUUUUCGCUCCUGUUUCAAAGAUUUCGAAGGCUGUAGUUCAGACACCAUCGUCCGUCACCUCCACCCCCAGAACCCCCCGCAUAGACCUGGCUUCACGCCUCGCCGGGAAGACCAAGAAGGAGAAGGAAAAGAAAGAAAAAGAAAGAGCCCAUAAGAAGAAGUCUUCAGCUGCCAGUCUGGAUCCUGAGGGAACAAACGUGGAGGUGGGGGAUCAGGUCCUGGUGGCCGGUCAGAAGAAUGGCAUUGUUCGCUUCUAUGGGAAAACAGACUUUGCUCCAGGUUACUGGUUUGGGAUCGAGCUGGACCAGCCCACAGGCAAACAUGACGGCUCUGUGUUUGGGGUGCGCUACUUCAGCUGUCUGCCCAAAUAUGGAGUCUUUGCUCCACCUUCCCGUGUGCAAAGAACCGGAGGCCCAAAAGACGGCUCACAGAACGACUCUACGGUGAAGAAGGUCCACCAGGUCACCAUGUCCCAACCCAAGAGGAACUUCAACACGAUGCGAUCUCCUAAAGAUCUGACAUCAGAGAACUCCUUAUCCAGGUUGCUGUUCUGCUGUUGGUUUCCGUGGAUGCUUCGCGCUGAGAUGCAGUCCUAAAGCCCCUCCUCUUCGUCCUGGACUCCGCCCUUUCUUCAUCCUCUCUCCGCCUUUGAACCUCCUCAGACUUUCACCGUCGUCAGUCAAACGUCUUGUGGUGAAAUGCCCCCCACUCCUCCCCCAGUCUGCCCCUCCCUCCACCUAUUUUAGCUGUUCUAUAGCAAAAUCUAUAGUGCCUUGUAUCUGAUGAAACGUCCUGCAUUCCUUUGAUUAUUGGAGAAUCACUUCGAGCAAAUCUUUCCUUGGAGCUCCGCCUCUCAUCGCUCCUGCUGGUUUGUGUCCUCUUUGUAUCUUUGUUUGAGCAGAAAAUCCCUUCUGGCUUCAGCAGUUUGUUGGUCGAGUCAGAACUCUUUGGUUUACAUGAUUUCAGCGAUUGCUGCAGGUUGUAAAGUGAAAUCAGGCGCAGAGUUUUGCAGCUUUUCCCCGUGUGUUUGUCCCUGUGUUGGACCCGCCUCUCACUUCAGAGGAGCAUGUAGGGCCGAACGUCCACGUUCUGUCCUCAGCACCGGUCUGACGUCGCUUUCACCGCUUUCAUCCGCGACGGGAACAGGGUCAGCAGAACUAAUAUCAGGUUCACUGUAAGCAAAGUGGAAUUUCUGUUAAAUGUUUAAGAAAACUUUGUACAAAAAACAAAAAAACACAUUUACUAUAAAUUGUGGCCAGUAUUAUUUGAAACCCAAAUAAAACAAAGAAAGAAAAAUUGCUGUUUGGCCAAAAAAUUAU